Molecule: messenger RNA, 1267 nt
Organism: Vigna angularis (adzuki bean)
Lineage: Eukaryota; Viridiplantae; Streptophyta; Magnoliopsida; Fabales; Fabaceae
Exons: 8
Coding region: 716-1267 (183 amino acids)
Source: RefSeq, a predicted model, not a curated record
GCAUAUACCCCCUGUAACUUCUGAAAUUCUCUGAAAGGCAGUUGGGGAGACAGUUGUGUUGAACACGUUUUAGGGGUAUAUGCCGCGGUUCUCUGGGGAACCGCGGCAUAUUCUCCUAUAUGAAAUUAAUUUAAUGUUCAUUUGAAAUAUUUCGAGGUAUAUGCCGCGGUUGCCCGCUGAACCGCGGCAUAUAGUUUGAAUAUAAUUUCAAAAAUGCCAUUUCUGAUAAUUUUUUAAAUUAGUAUAUGUCGCGGUUGGGGGUUAAACCGCGGCAUAUAACCCUUUUAUACCGCGGUUAAGUAGUGAACCGCGGUAGAUUCCCCCGUUCAGAGUUAAAAAACAAAACUUGGAACAGUGCAUCGUCUUCCUCGCGCGUUCUCUCUGUUUUCGCGUUUCUUCUUCCUCCGAACCACCCUUCAUCUCAGAUUUUGCGUUUUUAACCGUUUAAACUCAAAAUUGUUCGGUCAUUAUUCGUUUUUGACGAUAAAAACGAGUUUUAGCCGUUCAAAAUCGUGAUUUCCUGGCGUUUUUCACCCUCUCCGCCGCCGUUGUGUUGCGUUUUUCACCCUCUCCGCCGCCGUUCCUCUUCCAGGAAUAUGGAUCGAAAUUGGAUUAAUUUACCACGUAUUAGUGCUGAGUACGAGAGAGGUGUAGAGGAAUUUAUACAAUUUGCACAACGUAAUGAGGGGAGAACUGAUGAUGAAGUGAAGUUUAGAUGUCCUUGUGUGAACAUGAGAAUGAUUUUGAUCAUAUCAACAUGAGAAUGAUAAGCAGUUUUCGAAGGGGCAAGAAAAUAUACUUUUUGCCUUAUAUAUCCGGGCGCCAUUGGCAACUUCUUGUUAUGUCUGUACAAGACAACUAUGCUUUGUGGUUCUGCUCAUUGCACAGGCCUCCUCCCACACAACUCAGACAAGCAAUUGAUUGUUCUAUUCCAGCAAGUAUGAUGAUGGACGGGAGAUCAAUUGUUAAGAGUAGAAAGAUUGCUUGGAUUUCUCUCAAGUGUAACAGACAAAAUGGGUCAUAUGAGUGUGGAUACUAUGUAAUGUAUUGGAUGACCCAUAUUGUUCGUUCUCACAUCACAACAAGCUGGGAAACGAGAUUCAAGACUACUACACCAGUUCCUGAGAAGUCACUACUAUUCAUUAGGAACGCUUGUAGUCAACGAAGUGAAGGGGUGGUAACGGCGGGACUCGCGGCGGAGAGAUUUGAAGAGAAACUCAUAGAUGAAAGACUUGCGAACUUAAAACUUGUGGAAACUGACUUGUGA